AGUACAAUUCUGAAGACUGAAGUAUAUGGAAUAUUAGGGGGAGUACCUAUAUCAUUUCCCAUGCCAAACCCUGACGCCUGUUCAGAUUGUGGGGUGACCUGCCCUGUUAACAGUGAUACUAGUUACUCCUAUAACAGCACCUUACCUGUAUUAAAACAAUACCCCACAUUACAAGUAGUGGUGAAAUGGCAACUAGUGGGAGAAAAUAAGGACAUCGUGGCUUGUGUAUUGUUCCCUAUAUCUAUUAAA
Lottia gigantea (owl limpet) is the source of this 249-nucleotide messenger RNA. RefSeq lists its product as hypothetical. Gene Ontology annotation, molecular function: sterol binding. NCBI's taxonomy places the organism in Eukaryota, Metazoa, Mollusca, Gastropoda, Lottiidae. Gene Ontology annotation, biological process: sterol transport. The transcript is spliced from 2 exons. The record is from RefSeq and is a predicted model, not a curated record. The annotation marks the transcript as partial.